UGAUAAUGAUAAUAAUAAUAAUAAUAAUAAUAAUAAUAAUAAUAAUAAUAAUAAUAAUAAUAAUAAUAAUAAUAAUAAUAAUAAUAAUAAUAAUAAUAAUAAUAAUAAUAAUAAUAAGGACACAGAUAUUUUAGCAGUGGACACUUAUGCUAACUUCUCACAUUCCCUCACUGAGAGUGUGACAUUAUUUAAAAUGAAGAAUAAUUUGACAAGGUGA
Schistosoma guineensis is the source of this 217-nucleotide messenger RNA. The record is from the annotation of a GenBank genome assembly. NCBI's taxonomy places the organism in Eukaryota, Metazoa, Platyhelminthes, Trematoda, Strigeidida, Schistosomatidae.